Liolophura sinensis is the source of this 3369-nucleotide messenger RNA. RefSeq lists its product as uncharacterized. The coding region runs from base 237 to 830 and encodes 197 amino acids. The record is from RefSeq and is a predicted model, not a curated record. NCBI's taxonomy places the organism in Eukaryota, Metazoa, Mollusca, Polyplacophora, Chitonida, Chitonidae. The transcript is spliced from 3 exons.
CCAAUGUAAGCUGUCUUGAUGCUUUAUUUCCUACGAAAACUUAUCGAAUAAGUAGUUGUUUUAGUAUGUUACGGUUAAAAACGUUGCUGUAAAUGCGACUAUGCGGGUAUAAUAUUCCACCGCCAUGGUGUAUCGAACAUGAUUGAACAAAGAACGAAUCACACAUAUACGCUGGUAUCUUGCCGUGUGCAAUACGUGAAGACGAUAAGCAGAGAAAUUCAAUCGGGUGCAUCAGAAUGAAUGGAGAAGGACCUGAGGCCGGGAUUGAGCAUGUUGUUGGACUCCUGAGAGGAGGAUGGGAAUAUCUGGCCAUGGAUAGGAAAAUACAAACCUCAAAACAGUUUGCCAUGGAUCACCCAGUCGCCACUCUCUUUAUACUUGUUACCGUGGCAAUGUGCUGUAUUCCUAUUUUCUGCUUCAUGGCCUUUGUCUUUGGAAGUAUCGUUCUGACAUUUGCUGGCUUUGUUUUCCUGGAAAGUACUGUGGUGACAUUGGCAGCAGUCGUCCUAGGAGCUGUACUUUUCCUCGUUUCUCUCUUCUCUGUGGGAUUCAGCACUUUCAUCGUACUUGCCUUUUACUUGAUCAGUUUUGGGCACAAUAUGGUGCAGAGUGUGAUCAACAGAUACCAGCAGAUGACUGACCAUGACAAUACAGAGGUCAGCAGUACCAGCAGUGAUACAGAUGGAGUGGGUGAACCCGUGUACGAUGGGAAUGGUUGCCCAAAAAACAGCAAACACUUAAUACACAAUCCCAUUGAAAUCAGAUCAUACAUAAACCUAUCCUAUGUGCUAGAAAUUACCCAAGCUGUUGAGUGGUUGUCAGUAAUUUAGCCAAUCGGAGAUCAGUUUGUGAUUGUCUUUUUCCAGGACUUAUAUCGAUACAGGAUACUGGGGAUUCUUAAGAGGCUGGGUAUUGUUAAAAUGUUACAUCAUUGUUAUUGUACUGGGUUACAUGUGAUCAAAUCAUAAAAAGAAGGAUAAAUGCAGAGUGUUCCUCCUGCCUCAGGCAAGAUACAUGCACUGCACAAUUUAUUUAUACGUUUGGGCCGAAAUCUGCUCACCCUAUGAAAUUCAGACAAUGUGAUAAGUAUGAGCAACUGAUCAAUGCAAUUUCGAAAGAAUGCAAGAAUACACAAAUAGGCUUUGCAGUGCGGAACAAUUAGCAUUUAUCCCCAUUUAAAUUUGACUAUUCUGUUCUUAAUAAAUUAUUGAUAAAUUCAUACUGUACAUUGAUUAGUUACAUUAGUUUUAGUCUGAUACUUGUAUGUAUGUAUGAGUUAUAUCGUGUUCUCUGGAGUGCAUUUGCCAAGACCAAAAUAAAUUUAAUCUAAUUAAUGCUUGUAAAUAUUUGGAGUUAAAACUCACUGAUUUAUUUUGGACAGGUAAAUGAGGAUGUGAUAUUAAACCAGUCUGAAGUUUUCUAAUACAAUUUCACUCUUCAUUUCUUAUUAGUUGAUUUGCAGUCCAUGGAAUUCUGAAAAUGAAUUUCUAAUGUUGUGCCUAAGGGGGAACUCUAAAUAGGCUCAGCUGUGUGUAUGUAGCACUUUGCUAUAUGAUAUUCAUCUUGAAACAGGAUAGUGUGAAAAAAUAAGUGCUUGGUCUUGAUAUAUUGACAGUAGAGUGUUACACAAAUAUAAGCUCAGUGUUUGAUUUAAACAGUGUUCUUUGGAUUUCUGUGGACACCACUGGGAAAGUGUGUUCCAUGUUCUCUGAAUACACUGUACACAACACAAUGGUCUCUUUAUAUCAAACAUGUUUGUCUUUUGUCAAUUUUGCUCUGAGUUGUCAAAAUACGUGUUGGUAUCUACAUGUAGUUAGUGGCCUUAGGGAUUUAUAUGUUCUUAACAGCAACUGAUGUGACUUUUGUGAUGGUUUUUGUAUGUCCUAUUGGUGCAUGGCACGUGUCUUGUGUAUUACUGGGUUAUGAAUAUUCAUUUUAUUACCUACUUGUUCAGUUUGUCUGAAAGCAUGUAAUCUGCAGAUUGGCUUACUAGGGCGACCGCUGAAACUGGUGUAUGUAUAUAUUUAAUGCAUACAUGUAUUUGAUAUCUGUAUGAACCUAUUAACUAUAAACUAUGAAAUGGUCACCUAGUAUGGUUUGCAUUAGACAUUUCCUCUUCUGUCCAUCAUUUCAAGUCACUUACUCUCUUCAUCCUUCUUUCUUCCAGAUAUGUGAAUUGUUUUCCUCUUUUACUGUCAGCAUACACAAUUUAAUUGUUUACAUUUUUUUUACAGGUAAAAUAUGCCACCUUUAAUAGUAAGCAUAUUGUUUGGUUUUUAUGUGCAGUUUUUACCCAGGUCGUGUAACAUAUGUAUUAUACUGGUGUACUUUUUCAACAUGUGCAAAGGUAACUUCUGGAGCAGAUGUCAGUAUCACUAUAGAACUUUUAAGACCUGGGUUCUUGAAAGUAUGGUGUGAAAUAGAAGUCAAUUGUACAAAUAAAAGAAGCUGUGUAGACAGAUUUAAGUCAGACGAGCAAAUUUUAAAAAAAUGUUGAAAUAUAAGACUGCGGUACUAAUGUUUGCAGCCAGUUAAACUUGUUCACAUUAGUAGGACUUGUUUGUUGUUACGUUCUUAUUCUUGUAAAAUGGAAAUAAUUGGUGUUUCUUAUUGAAUUUUUCUGAAUACUGUUUUAUGGACACAUUUGUAGCUUAUGUACAAGUCAGAUUCUGUAUGUAAAGACCUGAGUCUGUUGUUAAAACACUCACUCAUAUCACAGCUACAUACAAUGCUUUUCUUGGGAAUUUUUAGUUCUUUUGUAUAUUUUGAGAUAAAAAGGAAGUGAGGUGAGGUAUUGUGAUGAUGCAGGACAUUGACAAAAAUGUCAGUGUUUGAGUAGACUUUUUUUUGUUUAAUUUGCUGUGUAUGGUUGUAUGUAAUGUGAUGAUUGUGGUUUGUUGUGUUCAAGGUCAGAUGUACACCUCAAAGACUGGGUCACACUUUUGUGUUUCUCAGUCUGUUAACUAGGUGCUAUUAUCUUCAGACUAAGCAGCAAAGAUAAUUUACAGUAAGUGUAUUUGUAUGGCUUUAUUUACAAGUUGCUGGUGUAAGACUGUGUACUUUACUUCAAAGAUCCUCCUGAUAAAAACAGUGCACCGCAAAAAUGUCGUAUUGAGUUCAUGGGAAUGACAAGCAAACUUUGAUGUGGUACACAGUUUUGUAUUAAAUUCAUAUGAAUAAAUGUAAUGAGUGAUGGGUGAAGUGAUUCCAUCAAAUGGAUGCAAUACAACCAUUACCACACAAAUGUUCCAAGAAAGACAGUUCUGGUGUAUUGUGCACUUUGUGCACAUGUUGAACAGGCAAAUAAUAUAAUGCAGUUUUGUUUUUUUUUUUGUAAGCUGUAUUAAACUACUUGUUAUUUUCUGUGAC